AACUAACAAAGCUACGUGGAUCACCCGAUCCUACAAAGCUUCUCUCCUUGCUCCCGGUAUGAUUUCCGCUUGGUUUGGUUGUUUUGGCCAUCGUGGGUCUUCUUCUCUCCCUUCUUCUUUCACACCCUUUCUAUUCUGAUUUUCCCACGCAAUAAACAAACCUCCCGAUUCAGAUCCGUCCUAAAAGGUUUCACAAUUGGAAAGUACAUAUAAUAGCUAUUGAACACCUUUUUUUUUCCCGUUUGAGAUCAAGGACCUGUGGAGUAAAUAACUAAGUAGACGAAGAUGUUUGGUACAACUAAUCCUUUUGGGCAAUCAUCAAGUAGCCCAUUUGCAUCCCAAUCUGUUUUUGGGCAGACCAGUGCAAGUAGCAAUCCAUUUGCACCUAAACCUUCCUUCGGUAGUCCAAACCCUUUUGGUUCCCAAACAGGGGGUUCUGUAUUUGGAGGUACUUCUACUGGAGUGUUUGGUGCGGCCCAAUCUUCUUCUCCCUUCUCCUCAACAACCACCUUUGGUGCCUCUUCAUCUCCAGCUUUUGGUUCAUCUACUCCCACUUUUGGCAGUUCAUCAUCAUCUUUUGGUGGGUCUUCUGUUUUUGGUCAGAAGCCUGCAUUUGGCUUUGGGUCAAGUCCCACCCAAUCAAAUCCUUUUGGAAGCACAAAUCAGCAAUCACAGCCUGCAUUUGGUAGUGGUAUAUUUGGUUCCUCCACACCUUUUGGUUCAACUCAGUCAGCGUUUGGUUCUAGUCCUGCCUUUGGUUCCACUAGUAGCCCGGCUUUUGGUGCGACAAGCACCCUUGCGUUUGGCGCCUCAAGCACUCCAGGUUUCGGUGCCACAAGCACCCCUGCGUUUGGUGCCUCAAGUACCCCUGCUUUUGGUGCCACAAGCACCCCCGCGUUUGGUGCCACGAGCACCCCUGCAUUUGGUUCAACUGGAAGUCCAGCAUUUGGGAGCACUGGAACUGCAUUUGGUGUGUCAAAUGCCCCAGUCUUUGGAACUGGAGGUACAUUUGGGUCAUCAAGCUCACCUGCGUUUGGCACUUCCACAACUCCUGCUUUUGGAGCUUCAAGUUCUGCUUUUGGGGGUUCAAGCACUCCUGCUUUUGGAGCAUCUUCUACUCCAUCAUUCAGCUUUGGGUCUAGCCCAGCUUUUGGCCAAUCAGCGCCAGCAUUUGGAAGUAGUCCAUUUGGAACAACCUCAUUUGGAGCCCAGAGUUCUCCUUUCGGAAGUCAAUCUUCUGCCCCAGCAUUUGGAAGCACUAGUCUCGGCCAGUCUCCUUUUGGAGGUCAACGAGGGGGAAGUAGAGUAGCUCCUUACACACCUACAACUGAUGCAGAUAGUGGGAGUGGACAGCCAGGUGCAAAGUUGGAGUCAAUUUCAGCAAUGCCUGUUUAUAAAGAUAAAAGUCACGAGGAGCUGAGAUGGGAGGAUUAUCAAUUAGGAGAUAAAGGUGGACCGCAGCCAGCUGCUCAGGCUACUGGAGGGAUUGGAUUUGGUGCGUCAACUGUAUCUACAAGUCCUUUUGGUUCUUCAACAUUUGGCCAAACAUCUGCAAAUCCUUUUUCCAGCUCAAGUACCAACCCAUUUAGUUUAAAACCUCCAUCCUUCAAUAGUACCGGUUUUGCAACCUCGACUACUACAUCAAACCCCUUUCAACCAACAUCAUCAAGCCUUUUUGGCCAAGCUUCUUCAACUUCAUUAUUUAGUUCAUCAUCUACUCCUACAUUUGGAACCGGUUCAUCACUUUUUGGCUCAUCUGUUACUCCUUCAUUUUCAUCUUCACCGUCCAUUUUUGGUACUGGUGCAGCUCCAGCAACAACUUCAGCAUUUGCCACAGGCUCAAAUUUUGGCAGCAGUCAGACAUCACCCCUGUUCAAUUCUUCCCCUGCAAUUGGACAGGCAGGCAAUGCUUUUGGCCAGAUGACCUCUACCUUUGGACAGAAUACUGGUAACUUCGGUCAAACAAGCAUUUUCAACACACCUUCCACUGGAUUUAGUGGGAAUAUGUUUUCAAGCUCACUAUCAUUGGCUCCUAGCAACCCAGCGGCCUUCGGCCCAACAACUCCGUCUUUUGCUUCACCUUUUCAACCAGCUCAGACCAGUGGUGCUUUCAGCUUUAGCAAUUUUGGUCAGACACAACCAGGUGGCGGAUCAGGCAUUUUUGGUCAGAGUAAUAUUGGCCUAUCGUAUGUGUCUGCUACACAGACUGCUGCUGUAGUACAACCAGGGACUAUUAUAAACCCCUACGGAACACUCCCUGCAAUGCCUCAAAUGUCAAUUGGUCAGGCUGGGACUGCACCGUCUGUUCAGUAUGGAAUUUCCAGCAUGCCUGUGGUGGACAAACCUGCUCCUGCUAGAAUAUCGCCUUUAUUGACUUCUCGGUACCUUUCCCAAAGGCGGAUUAGGUUGCCUGCAAGGAAAUAUCAUCCUAAUAAUAAUGGUCCAAAGGUUCCAUUUUUCAAUGAUGAUGAAGAGACACCACACACACCUAAGGCUGAUGCUGUUUUUAUCCCUAGGGAAAAUCCAAGGGCUUUGAUCAUUCGUCCCACAGAAAGUUGGCCUUCAAGAGCUUCUGCUGAAAAGGCAUCUUCAUUGAAGGUUACAUCCGCUGCUGUGCAUGAGAAUGGCAAAAUUUCUGAUGGUAGCUCCAACGCUGAGGAUAAAAAUGAAAAUCCAGCCGAAAAUGGCCAUGUGAAGGAGCGAAUUCACCCAGUCAAAGGUAACCAGAAAGCUAAUGGAGUCCAUGACGAUCAUUCUGCUCAGAAAGAGUCAUACAUGACACUCAAUGGCCACAGAGCUGGUGAGGCUGCUAUUGUCUACGAGCACGGGGCGGACAUUGAGGCUUUAAUGCCAAAGCUUAGGCGGUCUGAUUACUAUACAGAACCUCGAAUCCAAGAACUGGCUGCAAAGGAAAGGGCUGAACCAGGGUACUGUCGGCAUGUCAAGGAUUUUGUGGUUGGACGACACGGUUACGGAAGCAUCAAGUUCCUGGGUGAGACAGAUGUGAGACGUCUUGAUUUGGAGUCCCUUGUGCAGUUCAACAACCGCGAGGUAAUAGUUUACAUGGAUGAUAGCAAGAAACCUCCUGUUGGACAAGGUCUCAAUAAGCCUGCAGAGGUAACACUUCUUAACAUCAAGUGUUUUGAUAAAAGGACAGGACAGCAGUAUACAGAUGGUCCAAAAAUCGAGAAAUAUAAGGAAAUGCUUAAAAGGAAAGCCAAGGACCAAGGAGCUGAAUUUAUUUCCUAUGAUCCCAUCAAAGGAGAGUGGAAAUUCAGGGUUAAUCACUUCAGCAGGUAUAAGUUGGAAGAUGAAGAUGAUGUCAAAAUGUGGGGUGUUGCAGAUAGCUGACCUGAGUUUUAGGAAGAUAGGGACAGUGUUUCCUUGAUGCUAAGCGUUGAAAGGAGUUUGUGCUGUUCCUUGUGUUUUGUGUCCUCACGAUGGGUGGUUUUGAAUUGUACAAAAAUUGCCAAAUUGUCGUAAAUGCAUGAAUUGUUGCCUUUCUCUUUCUUGCUUUUAUUUAUUUUUUAGUACAAUGAAAUCCAUAAUCUGGAGAUUAAAAAACCAAAAACACUUAAGAAUGUUGUUGGGGCUUGUAUUCAACUUUAUUAGAUAAUUUGAUUUCCUGUUAAUCAUUUAAUUAAA
Messenger RNA from Gossypium raimondii (Peruvian cotton), 3645 nucleotides. Its product is annotated as nuclear pore complex protein NUP98A. Gene Ontology annotation, biological process: protein import into nucleus; RNA export from nucleus; post-transcriptional tethering of RNA polymerase II gene DNA at nuclear periphery. NCBI's taxonomy places the organism in Eukaryota, Viridiplantae, Streptophyta, Magnoliopsida, Malvales, Malvaceae. The transcript has 14 exons. The record is from RefSeq and is a predicted model, not a curated record. Gene Ontology annotation, cellular component: nuclear pore; nuclear pore cytoplasmic filaments. Gene Ontology annotation, molecular function: structural constituent of nuclear pore. Bases 286 to 3351 code for a protein of 1021 amino acids.